Monomorium pharaonis (pharaoh ant) is the source of this 1964-nucleotide messenger RNA. It is a transcript of the gene ash2, whose product is annotated as set1/Ash2 histone methyltransferase complex subunit ASH2. Gene Ontology annotation, cellular component: Set1C/COMPASS complex. The record is from RefSeq and is a predicted model, not a curated record. Lineage: Eukaryota; Metazoa; Arthropoda; Insecta; Hymenoptera; Formicidae. The transcript has 11 exons. Gene Ontology annotation, molecular function: transcription cis-regulatory region binding; protein binding. Bases 120 to 1841 code for a protein of 573 amino acids.
CUUUUAUCGACAUGAAUUUAUCGACAAAUAGGUAGAGUAACGGAGUAAAUGACAAUCUGACAAUUAGAGAAUUAUAAGAUUUUGCGAGUUUGUGCAAACGUGAAGUAAUCUACGAAACAAUGGCAGAAGACAAAAGUGACAGUCCAAGUGAUAAACCGGAACAAACGGAGGCUGCCGAGGAAAAGAAAAUGAAGGGUGAUGAUAAGAUCAAGCCAAAAUCUAAACAGGAUGAAGCAGCAGAGAAAACCAGCGCACAGAGUAACAAUAAUGAAAGCGGCAAUUGCUAUUGCGGCAAGGAGAGAAAUCUCAACAUUGUGGAACUACUUUGCGCUAGCUGUUCUCGCUGGUUUCACGAAUCUUGCAUCGGAUAUCAACUGGGCAAACUUGUGCCGUUCAUGAUGAACUAUGUCUUUGUGUGUAAAAACUGCUCGCCAACUGGAUUAGAAAGCUUUAAGAAGAACCAGGCGCCAUUUCCUCAGAUGUGUGUGACAGCAAUCGCAAACCUACUGCAGAUGUGCCAAAAGGACAACGAGCAGAAGACUUUUUUUCACAAGGAUAAAGACAUCAUACCAUUCAUCGAUUGUCAUUGGGAGAGUAUGACCACGAUGCCUCGGAGAGCUACUCAGUCCUGGCAUGCUACGAUCCACAGAGCGUUACUUAAAGAUAUUGGGACGCUGUUUACGAUGGAUGAGAGUACGUCUGAGGGUCAACUGUUUGGACUGGCAAGCUCUGAACUCACAUCAAUUAAACCGAAUUACGAAGCAAUGAUCAAAAAUGGUCACCUCCGUGCAACAGAGAUGGGCAUACAGCACGUCGUGCCACUUAGUGGAGGAUUGCGAGGUCGUAACGCCAAGCGAAAGCUCCCAGGUGAAUCUGCGGGCACGGGUUCUGGAAAAAAGGGUAGAGGAUCCGACAUGACUACUCCCAAGCUACCGGCUCAUGGUUAUCCACUUGAGCAUCCUUUCAACAAGGACGGUUACAGAUACAUCUUGGCAGAGCCAGAUCCUCACGCACCUUUCCGACAGGAAUUCGAUGAAAGCAGCGAUUGGGCUGGUAAACCUAUACCCGGAUGGCUCUAUCGCGCUCUUAGUCCGAGUACGGUUUUGCUUGCAUUACAUGAUCGUGCGCCGCAACUUAAAGUGGCCGAGGACAGACUGGCGGUUACUGGAGAAAAAGGAUAUUGUAUGAUAAGAGCUACACAUAGUGUAAGCAGAGGUAAUUGGUACUGGGAGGCUACGAUCGAAGAGAUGCCGGAGGGAUCUGCAACAAGACUCGGAUGGGGACAGGAAUAUGCAAACUUACAAGCUCCGCUUGGCUACGACAAGUUUGGUUACUCAUGGAGAUCCAGAAAAGGAACACGGUUUCACGAAAGCCGCGGCAAACAUUAUAAUGAUGGUUAUGGUGAGGGUGACACCUUGGGUUUCCUCAUAGUUCUUCCGGACACACAUGACGCAUCACAUAUUCCGAAUACUUAUAAAGACAGGCCUUUAGUAAAGUUCAAGAGCCACUUGUAUUACGAAGAAAAGGAUCAAGUACAGGAAGCUCUAAAAGCUCUACGGCCUUUAGAAGGCAGCAAAAUUAUAUAUUACAAAAACGGAGUCAACCAAGGCAAUGCUUUCAUGGAUAUCAAUAAAGGUGCUUAUUAUCCAGGGAUUUCACUCUACAAGAGUGCGAUGGUGUCUGUGAAUUUUGGGCCAAAUUUUAAAUAUCCUCCAAUGGAUGUUACAUUUAGAGGCAUGUACGAGAAGGCAGAAGAGGCAAUAGCCGAGCAGUCAAUGGCAGACAUACUUUAUCUUACUGAGAACGAGGGCAAAUUAAGGUUGGACACAUUCGUAUUGUGACAUUAGUGCAUCUUUUUAUUUUUGUCAUUUUCGUUUUACAUUAUGAAGUUACAAUUGCAAGAAUUGGCACAACAAUAUAUACAUAUAUAUACGUGGCCUAUUUAAAGCAAAAAAGAAAAUAAA